Molecule: messenger RNA, 3537 nt
Organism: Giardia duodenalis
Lineage: Eukaryota; Fornicata; Diplomonadida; Hexamitidae
Exons: 1
Coding region: 1-3537 (1178 amino acids)
Source: RefSeq, a predicted model, not a curated record
AUGAGGUUACACUUGUUUCAUCUUUCUACAUGGCACUACGUCCUUACCGUUGAAUAUCAAGGUGUAUGGGACUCACUGCCUGGUACGAUGCAUCUUUGUACAGUUUUGCAGAGGGACACGGUCAUUACACAACAAGGUUCAGUAGGUGCUCCCGCCUUCACAUUUGCCACCGUCUACACUGAACGAAGCGUUGCUCUAGUUGUCUCCAGAUUGUCUGUAGUUUACUAUGACAAGGCACUCUCUAAGUACAUCAGUGAUCUCGAUAUAACUGCUUUAGAUAUUCUCGCCCUGAUGCUAACCAGUAAUGAUGAUUAUGAGCGUGUAGCAUUAGAAAGUUACAAGCAGAUAAAACUAAAACGAUACCGCUAUGCCGGACCUGUUCUGCAAAACGAAUAUUCCACUAUAGUGUUGCACAAUAUCAUUCAUGCUCAAAAGUCAAUAUCGUAUCUUCUUAAUAGGCAACUGCUUCCAGUCUCUUUGGCAACUGACAUAUUCAAGAUAUUAAAAAGUGUUGAGGCCUCUAGAAUCCGCGAUAGACUUAAAAGCGAUUUCCAGAAGACAUCACAAAUACUACUGCGUCUAUCCAGCUAUUUUAGUGAUAUGGAGUUACUGUUAAUUAGUCAUGAGCCCUAUUCUUCUCGUCUCUCAGAUAAGGAUGCUUCAUUUAUAAUAAGGACAACAAACCCUUAUUUCUCCAUUGUUCACGUUCCUAGAGGGCUCGCUCAGAUUGCUACGCCAACACCUGCACAACUCACAUCACUAUUGAACGCCUUUUCUCCCUCUGAACAGGCUAAGAUUGUUAUGGAAUCCGGAUGUACAUUAUCUGUUCAGAUUUUGUCUAAUAGCACUGCUGAUGCCCUCAAUCAAGAAUAUCCCCACACACUUGCAUAUCUUAUGCGGCACUAUUUUUUUCUUCCAACACUCGUCCCCUUACUCCUCCCGUUUUAUAAUAUCAACAGGAUAUUCCCCGUGCUGACAGAUCCACACCUCUCUUACCUACAUUCGCAAUCACCUGAUUCUGUUGAUGCUACUAUCUUCUCUGAUGAACCAGCAACCUGUACAUCGCCCCUCUCAUUAAAGCCUUCAAUAUAUAUCGAACUGGCGAGGCGCUACGAUCUUCGCAGUCCAAAUGACAAGUCAGUAUGGCUGACACUAGAAGUUUCUCAGCCCCUUUCUCGGGUAGGGUACAUGUAUGCUCCUUAUGUGAUUCUCUCUACUGCGUUCUCGACCCAUACACUGCACCCAGAUGAUUGUAAGAUAAUCUUUGACAGGGUGAAAACGUUCGAAGAGCAGCAAACGCUGUAUUUUUGUCAGGGCCGCCUAGCAACUGAGAUAUCCUCUUCAGGAGUCGUUCUUAGCGAUAUUGGUAUGUUAAAGCACACUGUUCUCAAUCCUAUCAAUAAAUCCAUGGCUUCAAGUGACAUGGGUGCGUAUAGUUUGGCGGACGCCGUGGUUCCCAUAUUCAACCAGUCUCCGGUUGAUGGAUCGGCGUCUGCCGGGUACUUUAGUCGCGAGGAGUUCUCAGAGGUGCUGUCCCUGUUUUCCAACAAAGUGAGUGCAUUAGAGCAACAGCUAGCUGUUAUCCAUGCUGUAUAUGAAGACCUUUACCUGGCUAUUACAGCCGGUCCUCCUGCACAUCUCACAAAUGAUUCUAAUAUCUUCUACUGCUUGUCAUGCGAAGACAGCUGGAGAGCAUACCGGCUUGACUGCUUUAAAUAUUGGCAGGGCGUUGCACCGUGUAUAGAUAACGGAGCGGCAAAGGCUUUGGAUAGUUGCAGAGUGCUGUUAGAAACCGACACAGAGCUUUGCUCUUAUCAUCCAGCGAAGGCCUUGUCUGAUAAGCCUGUCCAACUAUCUAAAAAGGACCUGAGGCAAUACACUGCUACUCAAGUCAAUCCUUUGCCUCUUUGUAGUCUCAUGAAGCGACCCAUCCUUAUUGAUAAGAGAUGGGCUCUGCAGCAACAAGUGAUUCUAUACGUUUCCGGAAUGGAAAAGCGCUUUGCGUUAUCAACAGGCCAGAUCUAUUUCUCUAUUCGACUUCACUAUCCCCAGCUGAAUCUCUAUAUUAUUAGGAUAGAAACGGCACGAAUACUUACAUGUGGGCAGUUUAUUGCCGCUCUUGUGCUUAUAGAGGAUAUCAAUCUCAGUCUUAGCGACUAUUUGAACUAUCUGUCUGAUUCCAUUGUAUUUACGCAUGCACCACCGGCUUCUACCCUUCCAUCAACCAGCGUCUAUCAUUGUUUGUUUACUUUUAGCUUGGAUGGGGCCUUCAUUGGAAUCCAGCCUUUGCUGCUGGGAGGACUGGGUCGUUAUUAUCGAUCGGACGAUGCUGAUGCUUUUACCGUUCGUACUCUGGGCAUUCCUACAAGGAGUCAAACAAAGCCUGCCUCUAAGGUGGCCACGGCUUCAUUUGAUAGCACUUUUCCAGUGUAUACAGGGCCUCUGGUAGCAUCUCUAUAUACACGCAUAUUAAGUGACGUUGCAAGCCUUGCUGUCUCUGUCUCUUCUAGCGUUUAUAUUUGCCUUCAUAAUUUGCAUUUAGUUUUACAUCUAGACGUCCUAACAGGAGAAAAGACGUUGAUGGGAUGUAUGCAAUCUCUCGUCCAUCCGUACAGCACUCGAUUUGUGGUAUCUUCAAGUGCUUCAUUGCCAAUCUUUAUGGACAUGAAGCUGCAGUCCAUAUUGCUCCCAGCAUCUGCAUCGAGCCUAGUGGGAGAGUUGCUUUCUGACUAUACUGACACAGAGGUUGUUGACAUUCUCCAGAAGGAUCAUACUAUUGACACAGGGCCAGCAGCUUCCAUUGCCACAUAUGCAUUAGAGGAGUCAGACGAGAUUCGGACUCCAGGCUACUGCACAGAUACAUCUGAAGGCGAAGUCGAUAGUAAAAGGAAGGGCUCUCCUACAAAUCCCCAGACUAAGCUCGACAUGCGGUUUUCUCUCUUACUGAGUGACAACGGUAGACAGUUCCUUAGGCCACGUCUAUUCAAGCCAAACAGAUUGUCCAUUACUUACUAUUCCAAAAAGCAUGGUGUUUCUUUAAUCUUUGACGACACUAUCAUGCACUUUCCACACUAUCCGGUAGCAAUUUCUCGUUUCCAUCUUAAAGAUACACACCUGAUUGCCGUCAUUGGCCAGGGCAGAAAUAAAAAUUACUGGGGAGUUACAUUUACCGAGUGUACCUUUGGAGGCUCGUGUUCCCUUGUGCGACAAAUGGUAGUUGACUUGGGGGUUCCGUAUAUCUGCGAAUCUCACCCCGUCCUCAACACCACCACCUCCCAAGCUCCACCUUCGUCCACUGGCAAAAUUAGUACAGCAUCCAUAUCGUGCACCGGAGAUUCUCUAAUAUUUACUGUCCCUACAAAGUCUUUAAUGCCAGGAAAUUCCGGACAGAUGAUCCCUGCGACUAGGCUCGUUGAAGUAGGAUUUUACACGGAGCUCCGACAGGUAGCUGAGAUUGCUGGUGUCUAUCGCACGCACACACCAUUUAGGAUUGUCAAUUAUCAGAUACGACCUGUUGAGGGCUGCUUAGGAACAUAG